This is a messenger RNA of Scomber scombrus (Atlantic mackerel), 2504 nucleotides long. Its product is annotated as Transmembrane protein 179-like. NCBI's taxonomy places the organism in Eukaryota, Metazoa, Chordata, Actinopteri, Scombriformes, Scombridae. The transcript has 4 exons. Bases 54 to 782 code for a protein of 242 amino acids. The record is from RefSeq and is a predicted model, not a curated record.
CAUUGUUGGAUUUUAAAUUUUUAAUACAGAGUGAUUACUGUUUGACUUCAGACAUGGAGCUGGACAGGCGGCUGCUGCUGGCUCACUGCGCCGCUCACGCCCUGUCGGUCCUGGCGGGCUUGCUGGUGGUCGUCCCGAUGGCUCUCAAUGGCUCCGCUUUCAAAGGCCGCUGCGCACUCUUCUCGACCGGCUACUGGAGGACCGAGAACCGGGCCGAGCUGCCGGGGGAGCCGGGAGACAUGUCUCAUCUGGUGGUGCAGCAGUGGGGCCCACCGGCAGCCUGCCAGUUCGCUACGUUUGUGGGUAUUUUCACGGUGCUGUACGGAGCCGCGCAGGGCUGGAGGUGCCUCUUCUAUCUGCACGGACGGCACGACGACACUCUGUUUUCGUCCUUCCUGACGGUCCUGCUGAGUGUGUGCGUGCUCUUCCUGUCUGGAGGGGCCAGUGUCAUCUUGUCUCUGGGUCUGGUUUCCUGGUGCGACACUGUGACUGAUGCCAACACUCGACCUUACAGCUGUGCCGAGUCUGAGUCUGUCCCGCUUUACCUGGAUGUGGACACCUCCUCCUUCUACACGGAGCUCAGUCUGGCACAGGCGUCUCUGUGGUGUGUGACGGCUCUGUGGCUCACACAGUCCAUCCUGGCCUUCCUGCGGCUUUACCACUCACACAGCCAGCACAUCAGCGGGCCUUGUCUGCCCCGGGAGAAGGAUCUGCUGCUGGGUUACAGUCCGUCUGAAUGCUCCUCCACACCUCCUCCAACAACACCCACCAUCUUCGUCUAACAGGCAGUGAAGUGAGGUGGUGAUAAAAGUCUUCAAACGUAUCGCCACACUCUGAAGUUUGUUGCAUUUAGUUUUUUUUAUUUUGGUACCUUUCACAAAUGAUCGUGUAAUGAGCUGAUGUCUGAGCAGGGCCAACAUCGUUCAUUACAUCACACUGCCCUUCCUCACCCACACCCAACACCUCACUUUGAUUGUAAUUGUCAUAUCUUGAUGAUAACAUUCGAGAUAUUUUACUCUUUUCUGAUAAACCCAAAGAUCUUUGAGAAAUGUUAAAGGUUGUUUAACGACAGUCUCGUCAAUGUAACUUUGAAGAUAUUUCCAGGAUCCUCUGAAACUCCUCCGACCAUCUGGGUGAAAAAAUAUUCUGUACAUAUUUUGUGUUUUUUUUAAUUAUUAAAUUUAAAUAAAUAAAUUAGCAUAAGCAAAUAUAACUAAUAAGAAAACAGUUUAGCUCACAGCAUACAAAUUAUACAAUAUUUGGAUACAUAAAGUUUGUAAUUUCUUGUUACUACCUUUAUUUGAAUCAGCAAACAGAGUCAUUGUUAAAGGUGAAUAUUGCAAUUUUGAGAAAAUUUCAAUUAAUUGUUCAGCACUAAUAUUUUUUCAUCAAUAUUGUUAAAAGAGUCCUUGAGGACACUGGAAAUAUGUUGAGAAUCACAGAUCAUCUGAACUUAUUCUAUGACUCAAAUGUAAUGUUAACACAUACAUGACAGUCACAAACUGAAGCUGAACACAAGCUUUCUGGGGCCAAAAGGGAUUUAACGGAUAAUAAAGUAAGAAGGGUUCAUGUUCAGUGAUCUAAUAACAACAGUGUUAAUCUGACUCUGUUGAUUAUCCUCGUCAUUGAACCGUGACUUUGUGAAUUAAUGCAUUACAUUUAGUUUACGUCACUGACGACGCCUCAAACAACCAGAUGCUGUUGUUCCUACAGUCUGUGUUUAAUAUGCAUGUUUGUUUACAGCUCUGCUGAACGUUUGCACACUUGUGUCCUCAUCAGGGAGAAGACUUAUUAGUCUGUUCUGAGUGUUUUAUUCAGAUGGAGAACUGAGGCGCUUUUGUAGUGGAGCAUGUGGUGAGAGUGUGACUGAGCCACCGUGUACGUAAAAUAGGCUCACUGUGUGAGCAUGACCCGGAUGUUCUGUUGUGUAACGGAAAAAUCACCGCCACGCUUCUCUCUUCUUGUGACAAUUUUUAUCAUGAUGCUGUUUGUGUGGACGCGGCUAGUAGGAGGGUGUUAAUGAAGCUGUCAGAUCUUUUUAGAUGACCUGAGUCUGGGGGGUGAAGUAGAUUAGAGGUUUCUGUGGAGCCCAUGAGGGUCAGUGGAGGGGAAAGAAAUACAAACUUUGCUGAGUUUUUAAACACAUGAUGCAAAGUUGUUCCUAAACGUCUUUCCUGUUGUCUUUGACCCGAGCGGCCGUAAUGAAACACAGACAGCGGAGCAAGAAAUUUGAAGUAAAGAGAGAUGAGGCGGUUUUGUUGCUUGAAAUGAAUUUGUAAUUUAUAUUUAUGAAGUGUUUUUGUAUAACUGACAAUGGUCUUGCUUUUUACCUCUUGGAGCUGUAUGUGAUCAUUCAUAUUCCUGUUGUUGUUUUUUCUUUGGCAUUUGUUUGUUUGUCAAAUAAAAAGCUUCCCAUUAUGAAAGAGUUUUGUGUAACAGGCCUCUUUGACAUCUACAAAAGAUGUUCAAACUACAUAAAAGCCACACUGAGCAAUAUUUCUUAU